Spirodela intermedia is the source of this 1512-nucleotide messenger RNA. Lineage: Eukaryota; Viridiplantae; Streptophyta; Magnoliopsida; Alismatales; Araceae. The record is from the annotation of a GenBank genome assembly.
AUGCCGAGGGUUUCGUCUCUCAGCCUCGUCCUCAGCCCGGCCCUUCCAUCCUUCCGGCGAGCUUUCUCCGGCGUUCGCCUCCGGCUCCACUGCCCAUCAGAUGUUCGCCAAAUUUCCUCACUGGGAACCCCGCAAGUGGCUUCCAUGGCGGUCUCCCCCGCGGCGCCGCCGAGGUCUGCCUACGUCCACCUCCCCUUCUGCCGCCGGCGGUGCCACUACUGUGACUUCCCCAUCGUCGCCCUCGGCUCCCCUCUCUCGUCUCCGGGCAACUACGACGACGACCCAAGAGUGGCCGACUACGUCUCCCUCGUCCUCCGAGAGAUCGCCGCCGCGACCGGCGGCGCUGCUCCGCAGGACUACCCGCCGCUGGAGACCAUCUUCUUUGGUGGCGGCACCCCAUCGCUCGUGCCACCCCGCAUGGUCUCCGGCAUCCUCGACGCCCUCCGGUCGAGCUUCGGCGUCUCUGCCGGCGCAGAGAUCUCCAUCGAGAUGGACCCGGGCACCUUCGACGCGCAGCGGCUGCGGGAUAUGCUCCGCACCGGCGUCAACCGGGUCUCUCUGGGCGUGCAGGCCUUCCAGGAGGAGCUUCUCAUGGCCUGCGGCAGAGCCCACGGCGUGGCGGAGGCGCACCAGGCGGUGGAGAUCGUCGCCGGCGGCCUGGACAACUGGAGCAUGGACCUCAUCUCCUCCCUCCCCCACCAGACAGCCGCCAUGUGGGAGGAGACCCUCAAGCUCGCAGCCGCCUCCUCCCCGGCCCACGUCUCCGUCUACGACUUGCAGGUGGAGAAGGGCACUAAGUUUGGCCAGCUGUGAGUCAUCUCCACCUCCAUGAAUGAAUCGAUCCCCUCUCGCCAAACCCGCUAAAAAUGUUCGAUCUUAUGCUUCAGAUACACACCGGGGGAGCUCCCGCUGCCGUCGGAGAACCAGUCGGCAGAGUUCUACAGGAUGGCGUCGGAGAUGCUCGCCGGAGCAGGGUACGAGCACUACGAGAUCAGCAGCUACGCCAAGCCCGGGUUCCAGUGCCGCCACAACCUCACCUACUGGCAGAACCGGCCGUUCCACGGCUUCGGCCUCGGCGCCGCCAGCUACACCAGCGGCGCGAGGUUCACGCGGCCUAGGAGGAUGAAGGAGUACGCGAGCUACGUCUCCGACUUGGAAGGGGGAGCGGCGGCGGCGGCGCCACCCCCGCCGGAGAGCGCCGACGGGAAGGACGCGGCGAUGGACGUGGUCAUGCUCUCGCUCCGCACGGCCCGGGGGCUCGACAUGAAGGAACUGGCGGCGGGCUUCGGCGGCGAGCUUGCCGCCGCCAUAUGCCGCGCCUUCGAGCUGUACGUGGACAGCGGCCAUGUGGUCGCCAUGGACGAGGAGAUGGCGGUGAUCCCGGCGAGCUCCUUCCGCCGGCGGGAGGAGCUUGCCGGCGGCGGAGUCGCGUUCCUGCGGCUCUCAGAUCCGGACGGAUUCCUCCUCUCCAACGAGCUCAUCUCCAUCCUCUUCGGAGUCAUCUCUCCGUAG